This is a messenger RNA of Paramecium pentaurelia, 1330 nucleotides long. Lineage: Eukaryota; Ciliophora; Oligohymenophorea; Peniculida; Parameciidae. The record is from the annotation of a GenBank genome assembly.
AUGAAUUAAGACUCAUAAUUUUAAUAGAAAUAGGAUUUUAAAUGUAAAGAUCAUCCUGAAAAGCCUGCACUUUUUUGGUGUAAAUCAAUUGAUUGCAACGAGAAUAGAAUUUUCUGUCUCAUUUGUCAAAAGUAGAAUAAACAUAUUAAACAUUAUAAUGGAGAUGUCUUUAGUAUUGAUGAAUUAAAUGAAUUUUUAAUUGAAAAAUUAAAAUCAUCUAAAGGUUUCAUUUCAGAAUGUGAACUUUAAAUGCAAUCAAUAAUUAAAUCAUAUAAUAAACUCAUUUCUGGUUUAUAAUAUAAAUUCUGUGGAUUAGAAAAUAAAAUAAAUUAAUUUGAAGUUUAUUAAAAAUAAUAAGUUCUUGAUUCUUUGAUUAGAUAAGAUGAAUUUAUGAAGUAUUUGAAACAUAAUCUUGAGGGAAUUUAAUAAAAAUUUUAGAAAACCAUAGAUGAUCUUUUUAUUAAAUUAGAAUUACAUCUAAUUUAAUAUUAAAUAACUGAUUAAUAGAUUAAAUUGAAUCAAAAUGAAUAUCAAAAAGGUUAUUAUUCAUAUUUAUAUUCUUUUAGGUAUAUCUUUAAAUAUCAAAAAUGAAUAAAAUGAAGCAAUUUAAAUAUUUGAUAAAUUAUUAUUAAUUGAACCCUACAAUAUAGAAAUUAUGUAUUAAAAAGGUUAAUAAUUAUUAUUAAUUUAAGCAAAUUCAUUAAUUUAAUUAAAUAAGUUAUAGGAUGCAUAAUAAAUCUACUAAGAAAUAAUUUCAAUUAAUCCAAAACAUGAAAUAUCUUUAUAAAAAUUGGGUAUUUUGAUAAUUAUAAUAUUAAGGUGAUAUCUUAUUAAAUUAAAAGUUUUAUUUGUAAGCUUAAAAGUAUUAUGAAAAAUGUAUUUCAAUAAAUUUAAAUAAUUCAAUAGUCUAAUUUGGAAUAGGUUUUAUUUUUAUUAAUUAUCUUAAGGGGAAUGUUUAAGAUAAACUUAUUAAUAUAAUCAUGCUUUAUAAUACUAUCUAAAAGCCAUUUAAUUAGAUUCAUCUAAUAAAGAAUUUUUUUAUUAUUAUGGUAAAAUUUCAAUGGAUGAUCUGAUUAAUGCUCUUUUAAGAAAGAAACAUCGGCUUUAUCUAAAUAAAGAUACAAAUAUAAUGCUAACAAAGCUCGAUAUUUUCAUAGGCAAUAAGACAGAUCUAUUCCGUUAAGUGAUAAAUUUAAUCUCCUUAAGAUGCUUAUCACAGACUGAGAAUCUAAUAACAAAUGAGAUGAUAGAUUAACUCUGCAAUUCUGAGUUUAGUACAAUUCGCAAGCUCUAAAGAUAAAAACAUAGAGGAUAUACAUAUAUUGUUUGA